AUUUUGCUCAAAAUUACUUUCCCACUGUCGUCGACCUAGAGCUUUGGGCAGCGGGGGAUCCCCGCGCAUAUGGCCCCCGACCUCCGUUCUCUCAAGAGCAAAAUGCGCAUUUACAGGCUGAAGUGUCUAUCCCCUCGACAACGGAUUAUACCGGCAACGCAUACGCUAGUGCCAUCAUGGACACGAUGUCGGAUACCGAAACCUUUUUGCCGUCCGCAUCUGACUCUGACGCGACAAUGUAUCUGAGUGAUGACAACAGCUUGGAGCCAUCUUCCUCCGCUCCCAAUGGGCAGAUGUGCGCCAAACGUCUCAAGCGUAAAACUCGCCAUACCGUUAAAUCCGAGGAAGAUGGUUCCAGUUCAUCUCCCGCGCUAACCACCCGCAAGCGCAGAUGCUUGGACGACGACGACGAAGAAGAAAUCCGAGAGGGGAAGUUUGGUUUUUACAGACUAGCGGACGCUACUGCCGUAGUCAUGGGUAUGCCCGUUCACGACCCGAAGCCGGUAGAUAUCAGCAGCCGCAGGACUCAUGAUGCCCACGGUAAUCUUCUUCGAACUAGGAGAUUUGGAGCGAUGGAACUCGACGAUUCCUACUCCAAGCGUACCGUCAAGAUUACGAACGAACUACCCGCAGGGAUGACUUGCGUACGAGCGUGCGGUUGGACGGACCAGCCCUGCGGGCUGUUUGUAGAAAUGAACAAGGCCCGCGUCGCACAUCACCUGUUGCACUGGCACGGUGUAAAAUCCACAGACACGACUGCCUGCAAAUUCGAGGAUUGCUCAAGAUCAGAAGCGAUGCUCAGUUUGGGCCGUCACGUUGAGAGCGUCCACUAUACUACGUCUUGUGAAUGCCCUUAUUGCGGAAAGCGGUGGUCGAGAUCCGAUUCUUUGGAUCGGCAUCAAGCGACAUGCGGACCGCUCCUUGAAAGCAAGGACCGUGCUAAGAAGGGACGUCGCAAGUUCACUCUCCAAGACCCGAAGAAAUUGGUCUACGGGUAUAUUGUUCCUGCCCGCAACACGACAUAGUCUAGCGUACGAUUUAUUUUCUCCGAUUCUUCACGAAACUUGUCUAUCUUCACGACUACGAUACUUGUUUUAUUCUUUCAUAUAUUGGGCCAAAUCAUUGUACAACCAACAUUCACACUCCUUCCGCAUCGAAUGUUUCUUUUUCUCGGUGUUGUCCUCUCUUCAUUGUUGCUUGGUGUAUCGUCUAUAUGUUUAUCGGAUAAACCUUAUUGCACGCUGGACGUAGUUAUCGUAUCUCACCAUGUCGCUCGGUAUAUGUUCUACAUGCUAUUUGGAUGGAAGUUGGAUGACGGAGCUCUGGAUCUUGGAGUUUUGCAUC
Molecule: messenger RNA, 1344 nt
Organism: Suillus fuscotomentosus
Lineage: Eukaryota; Fungi; Basidiomycota; Agaricomycetes; Boletales; Suillaceae
Exons: 3
Coding region: 186-1025 (279 amino acids)
Source: RefSeq, a predicted model, not a curated record